Molecule: messenger RNA, 3333 nt
Organism: Trichoderma atroviride IMI 206040
Lineage: Eukaryota; Fungi; Ascomycota; Sordariomycetes; Hypocreales; Hypocreaceae
Source: RefSeq, a predicted model, not a curated record
CCUCCAUCUAGACGGAACCAGAAAUCGAAGCCAUGGAGCACUCGGAUCUCAUCCUUGAUCCCGUCGCUUACACUGCAGACAGACCACCGUCCGAUGUCUAUCCAGCGGAAGCCUGUUGGUGCCUUCCUGCCUCCAAAUGAGCCACCUCCACCUCCGCCGCCGCCGCCGCCUUCUACCUCUUUCGAUGCUCCUCUUUUCGAAGAUCCUCGUCUUCCCGAACCUCUCAAAUCUCCGUAUAUGGCUGCUCCCAUCGGUGCUCCUCCCCCUCCACCAUCCGGGCCACCACCUGGGCCACCACCGCCUCCUCCUCAGCAACCAUUAUACUCGGUAGCAGAAUCAACAAGCCCCUCCAGCGCGGCCGGCGAUAGUUCGACUGUUUUUGAAUCGGCACAAUCCGAUACAUCAUCCUUGCCAUACCCGCAACACAGCCCUCCGCAACCUCCACAGUCAAAAGUGUAUCCCGCUCCGGAUCCAGAGACACCGGCAAUGUCAUCCCAGAUAUCGCUGCUGGUUAUGCAACAGUCCGAUAUCAUCAGCCCUGUAGACUACAGGAUCCCGCCUCCGCAUAUUAAUGAUCCGAUCCCGCCUUCUCCUUCUCUUCAAGCUAACCCAGUGAUUAUGGAUCCUAUCCCACCCUCACCCGAGCCGGCGAGGACAACCUUUACCAUUGCAGAAGCACUGGAGGAAAACGUUGCUGCCAACCCUGGCCUAGUCGAUGACAGCCAGGCCUCUGUUGGACUCGGCGUUACAUCAGGUGAAAGCGCCGAGAGCAGUAUAGCUAGGCAGCGAAGCAUGUCUUAUUCAGAGCGAAAGGACUCUCUUCCACCUUUGCAGGUGCUGAAAACUCGAUCAACGGCUCCUUUGCCGGAGCCUAGGGGACGAAGUGUCUCUGCACGUGUCAACUCGACGGUUAUGGAGGGCUCAAGGAUGUCCAUGUCCAUGUCGACCACCAAUCUACGACCUAUUUCCACCAUUAAUCAGAGUCCAACCAGGCGAAAGUUGCGCCGAAGUUGGAUGCCAGGUCGAUCUCGCUCCAGCUCGAUGGAUGCUAACCAUGCCAACAAAAUGGCUGCUUGGGUCAUGUCGGAUGGUAACAAAGCGGAAUACAACACGGCUUUCCUCACAAAUGGAGAAAAGGUCCCUGAACUUUGGAAUGAGAAUGGCGCAGUACUUGUCUACUUGUACCCCAAGUCUAGUGGACGCGGGCCGUCCUUCAAAGUACCGGAGUUUUGCGUCAGCUCCUCCUUCAUCUUCAACGAACUCAUCCGAUCAGACCUGGAGUCCUCGGGCACAAGAACCAGGGCCAGUAGCUUUACAGGCAGAAACAGCCUCAGUAACGAUGACGCUUCACGGGUAUCAUCUCCGACAUCGUUCCCAGUCGACCCAUCUGGGGACUUCCUUCACCUAUACCUUCCUCCUGCACCAUCAAAUGCUUCAUCGAGCCAGCUCGCGGUGCCUGCCACCGACAAUUCAGGAUCGGAGCUGGAUCGUCUGAUUGCGAUUCGGAAUGUGUUUGCUUUCCUUACAGGCCAGCCUCUUGUGGGAACUCCGAGACGACCUACAAACUUCCACGCCUUCCUCCAAAUCUCAGAUCUCCUGCAAGAAUUUUGUUUCUCAAGCCCUGAUGGAUAUACCUUUGGAAGCGCGGUUGAUUUGAGCUUCGGCUUUUACUCAGAGUCUCUUGGCUUUGGAGAUUGCCGCGCGAGCCGCGAACAAACACUGGAAGCUCUGAUUCUGGGCGAGCGCAUGCGGUGCCUGGAGCUCUACAACGAGGCUUUUGUACAUGCUGCAGGGAAAUACUCUUCCAUUAUGGAUCUGCGCCUACCCUUGUUUCAAGAAAUCUCACCUACCACACGGCAGCGAUUGGAAAAGGCUCAUUUCGACCUUGAAAAUCGCUAUCAGAACGUGAAAGAACAGCUUGAGCAGUUCGAAUUCCCCUCACUGUUUGCCGGUCUCGCAAAUUCGUCUUCUAUCCCUGAGCUGAGGCAAGUUCGAUUCAAGAUUUGGCGAAACUCAUUCAACAAGAUGAGGCAUUUUGUCUUGAGCUACUACAAAUCUGCAUUUGGUAGCUGGCCCCCCAAAGCUAGCAGCAAGAAGAAUCCUUUCGUGGAGAGCGGCUUGAAUCGCAUUGUGCUGAAGACGUUGUACUCAGACCACUGUGCCCUCUACGACUUGCUCGUAGAUCGAAACAGCCUUACCACAAGAGUUAUCGAUGAGGUGCCCACAGUUUCCAAAGAGGCUGAUGAGAUGAUUACAUCGGCCAUCCGUGUUCUCGAGUCUGAGUUUGAUCGUUCCAGACCUCCCGUUCUGCCCCCUGUUCCCUUUGAUCUCCCUCUGAUUCCGUCAAUGACGGCCAUUCUUGAGACAUACAACAAUCUUUCUCCUAGAGAACAGGCUAGGUUUGACAAGAAAGUCAAGGAGCCCGAAAUGUUGCUAGUGUUGAAUGGCGCUUACAACUAUGACACUGCUGGCAUUCAACUUCCGUUCUUGGACUACUUCAAAGAGUUUGAGGCUCGAGAAGCCAAGGGAAAGACGGCUCAAGAUCUCAUUGAUCAAAGAAUUGGUUAUUUCCUCUUCCUAUACGUCAUUCUUCAGUCACUGCCCAUGUUGGUUGUGGAUGCUCCCGACCUCAAAUAUGCUGAAGGCGUUGAGUAUUUCUUGUGCCAGCCUCCUAUGGGUAACCCGCCGUGGGUUGAUGACAAGGGAGUCCGAAGAAUGUGGUACGAAGUUGCGGGCGGUGGCUAUGUCGAGCUUUCCGCAGAUGCCGUCAUGUUCAGCGUGGAGGCCAUUUACCAUCGAAGCCACUGUUGGCUGGCCGCCAAGAUUUGGGAGGAAAUGGGUAAUUCGGCAACUCCGCCUCUUGAAGAUACAGCUUUGGCACCUCUUGAGCCUCCUCGGCCCAUGUUCCAGGAUGCUGACCCCGGCUUCAACAACGGCUCAAGUGGUCUCUCCGGCCAAAGCACCCCAACGUCAAUCCCAGGAUCACCCCAGCUCCGGCCUCGACCGCGUAACCAGUCCCCGGCUAGCCGUCGUAUCAGCACUGCUGGGAACCGCUCGAGUAUUAUGAUGGGCUUGGAGCCUGUUCCCCUCGAGCCGCCGCCAAAUCUUUUUGGCGUCCACCAGCGAAGCAGCUCGCUAGGCCCACGACCGCCCAGCAGCCAUAUCUCCAACCGGUCUUCCUCUGUCGGCAAUCUCGUCGGUAUGAAUUCACGGAUGUCAAGACCGAGCUCUCCGGCCAGACCCGCUGCAGCGACGUCCGGAACCACUUUUGAUGAUAUUUUGGGAGAAGCAAAUAAGAAAAAGGCUCCCAAAAAGAAGGGUAGAUUCUUCUAA